AUGGCAGAUGCACUGAUUUCUUUUGUGGUGGAGAGUUUGGGUUCCAUGGCCUUGCAAGAGCUGAGGUCGUUAGUGGGUGUUAAUGAAGAUCUUGAAAAGCUCUCGCGUAACUUCGAUUAUCUUCAAGCAGUGCUCACCGACGCAGAGAAGCGGCAAGUGAAGGAUAAAUCGGUAAAAAGAUGGUUAGGAGAUCUCAAAGAUGUGGUAUACGACAUCGACGACGUUUUAGAGGAGUGGAAGGUGGUGAACGACGGUUGCGAUGAUGCCACCAGCUCCGAAGAUAAGAAGGUAUUUGCCCACUCAUUCUCACCUUUUUUCUGUUUUGCUAGAGCCAGCUUUCAUGUUAAGACCAGAGAUCGGAUAAAAGCGAUUAGUGCAAGAUUAGACGAGAUCAAAGAACGCAAGAAUAGCUUCUCUUUCAGCGAAGUCAGGGAAGAAGGUGGAGUGGUCGAGUUGGAUUCGAGGGAAACGAGUUCAUUCAUAGAUGAAAAUGAGAUUUUUGGUAGGGAUCGAGUUAAGGAGAGGAUUGUCAGCCAGUUGGUAGAGGGCAGCAGUGAUGAGGAGGGCCUCGCAGUCAUUUCUAUCAUUGGGAUGGCAGGAAUUGGAAAAACCGCUGUCGCUCAAUUAGUCUUCAAGGAUGUUAGGGUUAAGAGGCACUUCGAUAAAAUGAUUUGGGUGAGUUUUCCCGGAGAUUUCGAUGUGAGGAGGAUCUAUCGUGAAAUCAUUAAUACAGGGAGAUUGGAUACAGGGGGAAUGGUGGCAUCUUUGCGAUUCGAUGUAUCCUUGGAACGUUUGCAACGUCUUGCUGCGUUUGAGCUAGGAGAUAAGCGGUUUCUGCUCGUGCUGGAUGGCGUGCGCAAUGUUAAUGAUGCCCAGUGGACAAGGCUUAUGAUUCCGCUCAGUGUAGCCAUGAAAGAAAGUAGAAUUUUAGUUACCACUCGUAACGAGCAUGUCACGAAAUCAUUGUCCUCGCCCCUGAUGUACGAACUGCAACCGUUGUCUGAGAAUGAUUGUUGGUCGUUGUUCAGACACAGAGCUUUCUCUGGAGGAAGAAGUGGGGAUGAGCUUGUCAAGUUAGAGGCAUUGGGUAGAAAAAUUGUGAAAAAGUGCCAAGGAAUUCCUCUCCUGUUGGACGCAAUAGGAAGUGCCUUGCGCAGAAAAAGAGAUGUACAGGACUGGCAGUCUGUCUUAGAUGAAGCGACGGGGGAUUCAUUGGGUACUGAUAAAAUUGCAUCCGUUGUUUUAGAGAGCUUCCAUGAUUUGCCAAAGCAUUUGCAGCAAUGCUUUGCUUUCUGUUCCAUAUUUCCAAAGGAUCAUUUGAUAGAGAAAGACAAGCUAAUCAAGUUGUGGAUGGCCCAUGGUUUCAUUCCCCAAACGGGAAGAGGAGACAUGGAGAGACUAGGUUGUUCGUAUUUCAAUGAUUUAGUAAGGCGUUCCUUGUUUCAAUACAUAGAGACAGAUGAAGAAGGUGAUCCAAAGUAUUGCAUGAUACAUGACAUGAUCCAUGACCUCUGCAAAUCUAUUAUGAGUGAGUGUUUAAACAUAAAAGAGGAAACGCCAAGGAGUCAGCUUGCAAAGGCUCGCCAUGCCUCAUGGAUUUGCAAUGAGGAUGUAAAAUCCAUUCCUUCCUUCAUAUACAUAGCCAAAAAUUUGCGUACACUCAUACUCAUUGGAUGGUCUAAAAUUCCCAGUCUUUCUCAUCGUUUUUUUCACAGCUUAAAACGUCUGAGAGCAUUGGAUUUGAGUGGAAGCGCAAUAGAACGGCUCCCAAAUUCUUUGCAGAACUUGAAGCUUUUGCGAUACCUCGACUUGUCUGCAACCCAUAUACAAGAAUUGCCCGAAUUUGUAAGUGGCCUCUGUCUUUUGCAGACCUUAAAGCUUAAUCAUUGCUUUAGUCUUAGAAAACUCCCUAAAGGGAUUGUGAAACUGAUCAAAUUAAGACAUCUUGAAAUCGAAGGAAUCUUUUUGGACUGCUUACCAGAAGGCAUGGGGAGGUUAACAUCACUUCGAACCUUAACUAAGUUCAUUACAGGGGGUGAGAGCGGAUGUAAAAUUGCAGAACUGAAAGACCUUAACCUUCUUCAGGGGAAGCUAGAAAUAACAUGCUUAAACAGAGUAGCAAGUACAGAUGAAGCUAACGAGGCAAAAUUGGAGAACAAGCAGAACAUCCAGACCUUGAAAUUGUCAUGUAAGUCAGGGAUAUGUUAUGAAACACAGACAGAAAAUGAGGUGGAGCAGGUGGAGGGUGUGUUUGAAGCCCUUCGACCCCCUCCAAACCUAAGAGAUCUUACCAUGUCAGAAUACAUUGGUCGCCAAUUCCCAAGUUGGCUGGGAGAUUGUUCACUGUAUUCCAAUCUUACCAAGAUGCAAUUAUCAGAUUGCAAAUGCAGACAGAUGCCAGCGCUUGGGAAACUGCCGUCCCUUAAAUGGCUUAAGAUAGAGGCCAUGUUUGACGUUAGACGGGUGGGCAGCGAGUUUUUUGGGAACAGCCAUGAUGGGGUAACCGGAACAUUCCCCAAAUUAGAGAUUCUUAUCUUCCUAAGUAUGGAAAUUUGGGAGGAGUGGAAGUUGAAUGUGGGAGCUGGAUCAUUCCCAUCUCUCUUUCAAUUACGCAUAUCGUCCUGCAAGAAGUUAAAGGCACUGCCAGAACUGCAACACGUCAUUUCACUUCAGGAACUCAAAAUCGAAUAUUGUCCAAUCCUAAGCAGUCAAUGCCAGAAGGUGGUAGGAGCAGAUUGGAACAAGAUAGCCCACGUCCCCAACAUCACCAUUGAUGGGAGGAAAAUCCAAUGAGAGGAAAUCUUUGGAAGUGCAGGAUUGCAAGGCAGAUGAAUCUCAGGACGUUCUUUCCUUUCUUCCAUACGGAUGUUGUAGAUCGACCAAUCAAGGGUAACUCCAAGGUUCCUCCUAUGUUCGAGUUGUCCAUUCCCUUUCUUGGUGGAGCCAACUCUCCCUCU
Magnolia sinica is the source of this 2957-nucleotide messenger RNA. RefSeq names its product putative disease resistance protein RGA3. Bases 1 to 2793 code for a protein of 930 amino acids. Gene Ontology annotation, biological process: defense response to other organism. Gene Ontology annotation, molecular function: ADP binding; protein binding. NCBI's taxonomy places the organism in Eukaryota, Viridiplantae, Streptophyta, Magnoliopsida, Magnoliales, Magnoliaceae. The transcript has 2 exons. The record is from RefSeq and is a predicted model, not a curated record.